AUGGUGGGAACUAGCCUUGAACAACAGCUUAGGAACUUCCUUCGUUCCAUGCAUGACCAGGGUAUUCUGGAUCAUAAUUUUGAGAAUGUUAGGAGAUUACAGACUCAAGGGAAUCCUCAGUUUCUUACCGAAGUGAUCACUAUGUUCAUCAAUGAUGCUGAUGUUUCCAUGGCAGAAACAACCAGGCUCAUGAAUGAACCUGAACUGGACUAUGAAACUUUAACUAGCUACCUUCAUCAACUAAGGGGAAGUAGCGCGAGCAUUGGUGGCUGCCGGAUGGCUGUUGCUUGUCGUGAUGUUCGACAAGCUAUUGAUGCCAGGGACAAGGCAAGGUGCCUAGAAACUUUUGAGCGGGUUAAACAAGAGUACCAGACUCUCCGCAGCAGCUUUAAUAAUAUUUUGCAGCUAGAGAGAUCAAUCUUGGCAUAUGAGAAUCGCAGGCGCCGUGGAUAGAGGGCUGCUUGAAAGGACAUGCCUACUUAUAUAGGUCAUGGUUAUCUAAAUAAAUUAAGUUCGCUAGAACAGAACAUGGAAU
Pistacia vera is the source of this 535-nucleotide messenger RNA. Its product is annotated as histidine-containing phosphotransfer protein 2-like. The coding region runs from base 1 to 453 and encodes 150 amino acids. The record is from RefSeq and is a predicted model, not a curated record. Gene Ontology annotation, biological process: phosphorylation; phosphorelay signal transduction system; cytokinin-activated signaling pathway. Gene Ontology annotation, molecular function: protein histidine kinase binding; histidine phosphotransfer kinase activity. Gene Ontology annotation, cellular component: nucleus; cytoplasm. Lineage: Eukaryota; Viridiplantae; Streptophyta; Magnoliopsida; Sapindales; Anacardiaceae. The transcript has 6 exons.